UAUGCAUGCAAGUUACCGAAGCCGGGGAGACUCUCUUACUGGUGGUGGUUGCUCUGAAUAUAUAUGAAAAGUAAAAACACACCUCUCCACCGACAAUUGGACCUUUCCUUUCCCCUAAUUGAUUCUGACCUUGUAAAUGGAGUUCAAUCCCUGGAGCUCAGAGAAGCCUGAAGAGACUACUGUGCAAUGGAGCUCAGAUUAUGAUCACCAAGUUUCAGGCCAGAUUAGGUCAUCGUAUCCAUGCAGCUUCUGCAAAAGGGGCUUCUUAACUGCACAGGCACUGGGAGGCCACAUGAACGUCCAUAGGAAAGACAGGGCCAAGCUUAAAGAAGAAGAAGAAGAAGAAGAAGCAGCAGCAGCAGCCUCUCUGCAGGAAUAUCAAACCCCAGUUUCUGCAGAGAAGAUUAACAAUAAUGAUAAUAAUAAUAGUAAUGAUCUCUCCGAUCAACAGUUCAGUACUGAAAGGCCUUGCGAUUCAUCUGGAGAAGACGACGCUGUGAGAAAGCUGAACUUGUUUUCAGAGACGCCAUCAUCAUCAAGGGGUAAGGUAGAGGCUGCUAAACCAGAGAUGAGACCUGGUUCGAGCAAAGAGGAUCUGGACCUUGAGCUUCGGUUAGGAUUCAAGAGUCGCCAGACAUCAUCGAGCUCAGAAAUGAAGCCCUAAAAUUCGAGGGAUGCCGGAUACAAGCAAUUUGAGCUGGACACUUGUGGGCUUGGUCUUGGGCCUCGGGGCUCGGUUAAAUGCUUUGAGUAGUGUUGACCUUGUAUACUUGGCCGUUCUAGACUUGAGAUUAGGCUUAAACAGGCUUUCAUUACAAGGCCUAAUGUUGAAAGGUACUGAUGUUUAGUCAGUCGGGGAUAGGGCCUACAUCUGGGCCGAGGCCCGGAAAAAUAUAGUGUUUUAUUGGUAAUAUAUGAUGAUUGUAUUAUUCGUGUAAAAGAAGUGUUGUUAAUUUCUUGAAAAUAAAGUGUCAAAACUGAGUAUCAGUCUAACAUUACUGAAUCCUUUAUAAUCCAAA
Molecule: messenger RNA, 1019 nt
Organism: Diospyros lotus (date-plum)
Lineage: Eukaryota; Viridiplantae; Streptophyta; Magnoliopsida; Ericales; Ebenaceae
Product: transcriptional regulator TAC1-like
Exons: 2
Coding region: 137-664 (175 amino acids)
Source: RefSeq, a predicted model, not a curated record